AUGUCACAAUUAGAACCUCUUGAUGGAAAAGUAAGCAAGGGUGUGAACAAGAAAGGAAUAGCCUAUUACCACAACCUUAUAGAUGAACUUUUGGCGAAUGGCAUACAACCAUUCAUCACCCUUUUCCAUUGGGAUCUUCCUCAGUCAUUGCAAGAUGAAUAUGGUGGUUUUAUUAGUCCUCAAAUAGUGGGUGAUUUUCGGAACUAUGCAGACCUCUGUUUUAGAGAGUAUGGUAACAAGGUGAAGAAUUGGAUUACACUCAAUGAACCAUGGUCCUAUAGUACAGGCAUUUUCUCAACUGGAGUCUUUUCGUCCAAGCAGUGCUCUACAUCAGACGCCCUGAAGUGCAAUAUUAAUUUAGCCACUGACCCUUACAAAGUUGCGCAUUACCAGAUUCUUGCUCAUGGUGCAGCUGUUCAAAUUUAUAGACAGAAAUAUCAGGCAUCCCAAAAAGGUGUAAUAGGUAUAGCUUUGAAUUCAAAUUGGUUCAUCCCCUUUUCUCAAGCUAGGCAAGACCGAAGUGCGGCACUUAGAGCUGUUGACUUUAUGCUUGGAUGGUAUAUGGACCCUGUGACAUAUGGUGACUACCCACAUACGAUGGGCUCUCUUGUUGGCAGUCGCUUGCCUAAGUUUUCAAGGGAGCAGUCUAGCCUGCUAAAAGGUUCAUUUGAUUUCAUUGGCUUAAAUUAUUACACUAGCAGCUACACAGCAUAUGCUCCUAGUUUCAGGAAUGGAAAACCUAACUUUAAUACUGAUUCUCUCAUCAAUACGACAUCGGAACGUAACGGAAUACCAAUUGGUCCAAGGGCUGCUUCAGAUUGGCUAUAUAUCUAUCCAAGAGGAAUUUUUGAUCUUCUACUCCAUAUAAAGAAAAGAUAUAGAAAUCCAGUCAUUUACGUCACAGAAAAUGGCUGUGAUGAGUCAAAUGAUGCCAGAUUGUCUCUUAAGGAAGCUUUGAAUGAUGGCAUGAGGAUACACUACUACCAUGAUCAUCUAGCCUUUGCACAACUUGCUAUUAGCACUAAUUCUGUAGCUGAGUAA
Molecule: messenger RNA, 1041 nt
Organism: Chenopodium quinoa (quinoa)
Lineage: Eukaryota; Viridiplantae; Streptophyta; Magnoliopsida; Caryophyllales; Amaranthaceae
Product: beta-glucosidase 24-like
Exons: 10
Coding region: 1-1041 (346 amino acids)
Biological process (GO): carbohydrate metabolic process
Molecular function (GO): beta-glucosidase activity
Source: RefSeq, a predicted model, not a curated record